UGGAAACGAGACGCUUAGUAGCACAACACCUGCGGCCUGCAUGCGUCUCUCUGAACGGGAAGUCAGUGCAUAAUCGGGAACCUACGGAUCGGAGAAGAAGACAGUUUAGUUUGACUUCUGUAAAGACUGCCUUGAAGCCAUGCCUCUUCCAGAUACCAUGUUUUGUGCACAGCAAAUUAAUAUUCCACCUGAGCUCCCAGAUAUCUUGAAACAGUUCACAAAAGCUGCCAUCAGGACCCAGCCUUGUGAUGUGCUCCAGUGGUCAGCUGCGUACUUCGCCUGUUUAUCAAAAGGUGAGCCCUUACCUGUAAAAGAAAGGCUUGAAAUACCAGUGGCAACUCAAAAAACAGACACUGGGCUAACCCAAGGGCUUUUAAAGGUUCUACACAAACAGCUAUCAUCCAAGGCCAUUGUAAGUGAAACUGAUCUUGAAGAAAAAUGGAAAGAUCUCUGCUUACCUCAAGAGCAACUGCAAUGCAUUCUGACACUGGAUAACUUUGGAAAUGAAGUAGAAUGGAUGAAAUUUCUAGCUCUUGCCUGUAGCACACUUGGAGGGAGCAUAUCAUCUGCUCUGAAGCAUGCCUGUGAAAUACUGACAGAGGAUCCAGAAGGUGGUGCUGCUCGCAUUCCUUUUCAAACAUUCACUUUCCUAUACAAGUAUUUGGCCAGAAUAGAUGGAGAUAUUUCACAUACAAAAGUGGAAGAUGCACUCUUUGCUUUGCAGGCAGAUGCGAAUAAGCAAAAUCAAAUGAUCCAACCAAGAAACUUCUUGAGUGGGAUGUGUCCUCCACUUUCUUGAAUUACAUUUUCAAGCAGUUAUUGUUGAACAUUGAAAAAAAAGCUGAAUACAGAUUUUUUGUACAAAAUUAGAACAAAGCAGCAACUCACGAUCAAAUAUUUGUUCUAUUGCAUUUUUUAUGUUUUUUGUGUACAAAAUAAUUUUAAACUCCACAACUGGCAUGUUUAAUGCUGUCAAGUUGUUUGUUUUAAAUAUUUAUGUAUAGUAUAUUAGACCUAGCUAAUGUAAUAAAAGUUUGAAUCACG
This is a messenger RNA of Spea bombifrons (plains spadefoot toad), 1044 nucleotides long. RefSeq names its product rhophilin associated tail protein 1 like (gene ROPN1L). The transcript is spliced from 6 exons. The coding region runs from base 140 to 799 and encodes 219 amino acids. NCBI's taxonomy places the organism in Eukaryota, Metazoa, Chordata, Amphibia, Anura, Pelobatidae. The record is from RefSeq and is a predicted model, not a curated record.